CAGGGGGCGGGGUUGGGGAGGCUGGCCCGAGCCCAGCACAUAACUGUGGGCGGCUGCAGUCUGGGGCAGCAGACACCCAGCCGCUCUGAGCUGAACUGGCAGCAUGAAGGCCCUCCUGGCCCUGCCGCUUCUGCUGCUUUUCUCCACACCCCCCUGCGCCCCCCAGGUCUCCGGGAUCCGGGGAGAUGCUCUGGAGAAGUCUUGCCUUCAGCAGCCCCUGGACUGUGACGACAUCUACUCCCAGGGCUACCAGACGGAUGGCGUGUACCUCAUCUACCCUUCAGGCCCCAGCGUGCCCGUGCCCGUCUUCUGUGACAUGACCACCUCGGGUGGGAAGUGGACGGUUUUCCAGAAGAGAUUUAACGGCUCGGUGAGUUUCUUCCGGGGCUGGAAUGACUACAAGCUAGGCUUCGGCAGAGCCGACGGGGAGUACUGGCUGGGGCUGCAGAACCUGCACCUUCUGACGCUGAAGCAGAAGUACGAGCUACUGGUGGACCUGGAGGACUUUGAGAACAACACGGCCUCUGCCAAGUAUGCCGAGUUCUCCAUCUCGCCCAACGCGGUCAGCGCCGAGGAGGACGGCUACACCCUCUACGUGGCAGGCUUCGAGGACGGCGGGGCAGGCGACUCCCUGUCCUACCACAGUGGCCAGAAGUUCUCCACUUUCGACCGAGACCAGGACCUCUUUGUGCAGAACUGCGCAGCUCUCUCCUCGGGAGCCUUCUGGUUCCGCAGCUGCCACUUCGCCAACCUCAAUGGCUUCUACCUGGGUGGCUCCCACCUCUCCUACGCCAAUGGUAUCAACUGGGCCCAGUGGAAGGGCUUCUACUACUCCCUCAAGCGCACCGAGAUGAAAAUCCGGCGGACCUGAGGGGCUGGCCCCACAGGCUCUAACCCUCGCCUGGCUGCUCCAGGUAUCCACGAGUGCUCCCUCUGCAGCCCCUGCCCCACCCCAGGGCCCCUGAUAUGCUGGUUCUGCUGCUCUCUUAGCACCUGCUCCUCACAGGGGGCCUUGUGGCUCUAGCCCCAACUGAUCCCGUCACAGCCAGGGCAUCCAUCUCUAAGCCAGACCUCUGUCCCCCUCCACCUGAGGCUAAGCUGCCAGCAGCUUCCCAGGCCUCCUCUGAAAGGCACGGCCAUCCCAGCCUGCACGUGGCUGGGCUCCAUGAGUCUCUCAGUUGCCUCUGCCCUAUCUCAAAGGCUGAGAGCCGGGAGCAGCUCUCCCAGACUGCAGGCUUUUGUGUUCCACCUUAGCCAGCUCCCUUACUGUGGACUCCUACGUCUGGGGCCACCCUAGCAUGCUAGACUGAGCUGGUGCAGUCUGACCAACACCCAGUGUACACCAGACCACCUGCAUGUGGCUGCCAUUGCCACACCCCAGCACUUUCCCUGGCUGUUCUCAGAGUAUCUCCCAUCCUUCGCCUCCCUCUCACCAACUUAUUUCCCAGUGGUGAGCACCAUGGACCCCCGGCCCCACUCACUAUCAUACUGAGCUUCUCCCCUGCCUGUCCCAGGCCCCCAAAGCUCAAUAUCAAACUGUAUUUCAUCACGGCUACUGCACGCCACCCUAGAACAGCCAUAACCAAGGUAGGCAUAGAUGUGAGGUCUCCCCACCAACCCCAGGUUGAGUUUGACCAUGUGCGGGGGCAGAGGACCACCUCUGUGGGGCUGGAAACGGGUGGGGACUGGAGGUCUCAAUAAACCUCAAGACUUUAA
Molecule: messenger RNA, 1716 nt
Organism: Equus quagga
Lineage: Eukaryota; Metazoa; Chordata; Mammalia; Perissodactyla; Equidae
Gene: MFAP4
Product: microfibril associated protein 4
Exons: 6
Coding region: 104-871 (255 amino acids)
Biological process (GO): elastic fiber assembly
Source: RefSeq, a predicted model, not a curated record